Messenger RNA from Alosa sapidissima (American shad), 2245 nucleotides. RefSeq names its product AHA1, activator of heat shock protein ATPase homolog 1a (gene ahsa1a). The transcript has 9 exons. Gene Ontology annotation, biological process: protein folding; positive regulation of ATP-dependent activity. NCBI's taxonomy places the organism in Eukaryota, Metazoa, Chordata, Actinopteri, Clupeiformes, Clupeidae. Gene Ontology annotation, molecular function: ATPase activator activity; protein-folding chaperone binding. Bases 399 to 1424 code for a protein of 341 amino acids. The record is from RefSeq and is a predicted model, not a curated record. Gene Ontology annotation, cellular component: cytosol.
CAAGGAAGAAGAAGAAGAAUCUACUUUAUUGCUUGCUUUCUUGUCUCUGUGGGCUGUUAGCAACGUUGCUAUUGCUCUGUUGUAUUUACUUCUCUACUUUCGCCCCGGACAUCAACGCAUUUCAUAGUUUACCAAACGAUUACCAAAACACUGUACACUGAACUAUUAAACAGAACGUACGUGUUCAAACGUGAUUACUUGACCGACAAGUUAGCCUGCUAGUUGUGGUGCGGUGUUAGCCUGCUAACAUUACGUUAGCAUUUGUACAGUUGGGAUUUUUCGAGAACUUUCUAGAUAAGUCACCGCAGGAUUUAGCGACCUGUCCAGCCGUCAUAUGUGUGAGUACCAGUAGAAGUACUUAACAGUGAACUAAACAGCUAUAACGUUACUGGGACAAAAUGGCCAAAUGGGGAGAAGGCGACCCACGCUGGAUCGUGGAGGAGAGGGCUGAUGCUACCAACGUCAACAAUUGGCACUGGACUGAGCGGGAUGCGACGGGCUGGUCCACAGACAAGCUGAAGGAACUGCUGAUGGGGGUGCGUGUGGAAGGGGAGCAGGGCGUCUGUGAGGUCACUGCAGUCGACACGCUGGAUGGAGAGGCCUCGAUCAACAACCGCAAGGGCAAGCUCAUUUUCUUCUAUGAGUGGAACAUCAAAGCCACGUGGACUGGCACAACCAAGAGUGGCAUCAAGUACAAGGGGAGCAUCGAAGUUCCAAAUCUGUCUGAUGAGAAUGACAUGGAUGACUUGGAUAUCAGUGUUGCGCUCGGUAAAGAUGAGCCACUCACGCCACUGGCUGACCUGAUGAAGAAGGAGGGAGAAAAAAAGAUCCGCAUCGCUCUAGGAAGCUACAUCACCCACCUGAAAUCAGAGUUCACGCAAGGCAUGAUCCUUCCAUCGGCAAAUGGCAUGCCCAGCCAAAAGCAGCAGCAGCAAACUGCCCCCAAAGCUAAAAUGGACAAGUCCCAGACUGGCUCCUCUACUUCGGCUUCCUCAACAGUUGCCACUGGGGUGAAGAUUCCGACCUGCAAAUUCAGUCUGAAAGAUAAUUUCCGCACUGCACCGGAGGAACUCUACAGAGUCUUUCUCCAUCCUGAGAUGGUCCGAGCCUUUACACAUGCUGAUGCGGUUGUUGAAAACCAUAGAGGGGGAAAGUUCCGGCUCCUGGAUGGGAAUGUGUCUGGGGAGUUUCUGGAUCUGGUGCAGGAUGAAAAGAUCGUCAUGAAAUGGAGAUUCAAGACAUGGCCUUGUGAGCACUAUGCCACUGUGACCUUGACCCUGAAGGACAAAGGGGACGAGACGGAGCUGCACCUGGACGCCAGAGGCGUCCCCACCAAUGAGGAGGAGCGGACCAAGGAGGGCUGGCUGAGAUACUACUUUCAGGGCAUUAAGCAGACAUUUGGUUUCGGGGCCCAACUCUACUGAUCCAUCUGGCGCACAUGCAGACACACUUUCACUCAUAGACAGAAGAACACACACACACACACACACACACACACACACACACUCUCUCUUCAGUUAUAUUCUCUGAGCAGCAUACAGAGAACAGGGACUACGCACACUUGUAACGAUGAUGAGGAUGAUGGUAGCCAUAGCCGUCUGUUGUGGUGGCCGUAUUUCCAGCACCAGCUUGCGUAUGUGUAGGAUUACCCCGAAACGAGUUAACCUUUCCUUGCCAGAGACGAUGGAGAGGUUUGCGUCUGGUUAUACAAAAAGCUUUCAAGGGUCAGAGCUUUCAUGCUUUUUAAAAGAGAACAGUGUUUUUGACAUCGAUCUGUCUAAAUGUGUCCUCUUGCAGUGUAUUUUAAUUAUCCAGAGUAUUUUGAAUGUAAUUAUAAGUUUGUGUUUUUUUUUUUGUGUGUUUACAUUUAUUGGACAUCAAGACUCUCUCGUGUGACAGUUCUGUUCUUUUUACCAUAUGAGCCUGCUUUUGAAAACAAAUGCCAAAUUAACAACAGACGGUUUACAACAUCUGUGUUGAUACUUGUCACAUUGAGAAGCAAUUGGUCACAUCUGCAGAAUAUGGAAAAUAUGACCCGGUUAAAUUGUAAAAAGAAAAUAUCUAGUGAGUAAUGUGUUGAUAAAAUAAACGUAUUACAUAAAUUAUUUUGAUGAAUGUUGUAUGAUGUUUGACUUAGAGAGGUUCUCACAUACUUGAAAUUGUUAAUGGCCCUAAAAUUCAAACAUGCUCAUCUAAGGCAAUCAUCUCCUAUACUGUUCUUCAAUAAAGUCAUCAAUCAAUUGGA